This is a messenger RNA of Tachyglossus aculeatus (Australian echidna), 823 nucleotides long. RefSeq names its product lin-7 homolog B, crumbs cell polarity complex component (gene LIN7B). Gene Ontology annotation, biological process: maintenance of epithelial cell apical/basal polarity; neurotransmitter secretion; protein localization to basolateral plasma membrane. NCBI's taxonomy places the organism in Eukaryota, Metazoa, Chordata, Mammalia, Monotremata, Tachyglossidae. Gene Ontology annotation, molecular function: L27 domain binding. The record is from RefSeq and is a predicted model, not a curated record. The coding region runs from base 47 to 670 and encodes 207 amino acids. Gene Ontology annotation, cellular component: synapse; cell-cell junction; basolateral plasma membrane. The transcript is spliced from 6 exons.
UGUCCCCGGCGGGCGGGGCCCCGGCAGCCUCGGCUGCGGCGCGGACAUGGCUGCGCUGGUGGAGCCGCUGGGGCUGGAGCGGGACGUGUCCCGGGCCGUGGAGCUCCUGGAGCGGCUCCAGCGCAGCGGGGAGCUCCCGCCUCAGAAGCUGCAGGCGCUGCAGAGGGUCCUGCAGAGCCGCUUCUGCUCCGCCAUCCGUGAGGUCUACGAGCAGCUCUACGACACGCUGGACAUCACCGGCAGCGCCGAGAUCCGGGCCCACGCCACGGCCAAGGCCACCGUGGCGGCGUUUGCAGCCAGCGAGGGCCACGCGCACCCGAGGGUGGUGGAGCUGCCCAAGACAGAGGAGGGUCUGGGCUUCAACAUCAUGGGGGGGAAGGAGCAGAACUCCCCCAUCUACAUCUCCCGCGUCAUCCCCAGCGGCGUUGCCGACCGCCACGGCGGACUCAAGCGGGGGGACCAGCUGCUCUCCGUCAACGGCGUGAGCGUGGAGGGGGAGCAGCACGAGAAGGCCGUGGAGCUGCUGAAGGCUGCCCAGGGCACGGUGAAGUUGGUGGUGCGUUACACCCCGCGGGUCCUGGAGGAGAUGGAGGCUCGCUUCGAGAAGAUGCGCUCCGCCCGACGCCGCCAGCAACAUCACAGCUAUUCCUCUCUGGAGUCCCGAGGGUAAGGGUCCCUCUGGAGUUGACAGGAGUCAGUCAGCCGUGCGCUGUGUGUCUGGAGAUCAGAGGCCUCAGUGGCCUCCCAAGCCUGAACUUUGUUCUGUCUCUCCCUCCCUAUCCCGCUCCUCUCCUCCCUUAUUUAAACUCCUUUCUGACCCUCA